AUGACGAGUAUAGAUGAGCUUUUUAAAAAACCGACAUCGACAGCAAGUACAAAGCGCAAAAUAGAUUCUGCGCAAGAUCCGAACGAACUCUACAAAGCGGCCAAGCUCGACGCCAGCGGAGAUGUCAAGUCGAAAGGAAAGGCGCCGAUGGUAGAGGAUGAAGAAGGAGACGACGGCGAAGCAGGUCCUGAGCUACCUCCGGAUUUUGAAGAGGAUAUCCCCGAUGACGAAGAAGGGCGCUUUUUCGGCAGCGGCAUGGAGCGACAAACGGCGGAGGCUAUGCAAUACAUCGACCAGCAGGAUGAGGCGGAGGGAGAUCCGGAGAAAUUCGACGUCGCCUGGCUGCGGCGGUUUGCGCUGAACUUUGAGAGGAAGAUCUCCAAGAACGCGGAGCUGCGGGGGAAACACGAGAAUGAUCCGCAGAAGUUCAUGACCUCCGAAGCCGAUCUAGAUACCGAGAUUAAAGGAUUGUCGAUUCUCUCCGAACACCCAGAGCUUUACAGCGAAUUCUCCAAGCUGGGGUGUGUUAGCUCAUUGAUCUCCCUGCUGUCUCACGAGAACACCGAUAUUGCCAUCGACACGAUCCAGAUCAUCAGUGAGUUGACGGACGAAGACGUGGAGGCGGAACAGGAACAAUGGGAUGUGCUGGUGAAUGCAAUGCUGGAUGACGGCCUCAUCGAACUCCUCACACAGAACCUGUCGCGACUCGACGAGGGUUCUGAUGUAGAUCGAACAGGCGUAUACUAUAUUCUCGGUGUCAUUGAGAACCUCGCUUCCCAGACCACGGUUGCGGAGAAAAUUGGGCAGGACAAGAAUCUCCUCCCGUGGCUCGUUGCGCGAAUCCAAAAGAAAGAAAGGCCCGUCAGCCAAAACCAGCAGUACUCCGCGGAAGUAUUGGCGAUCCUACUCCAGUCAUCCGCGAAGAACAUAGAGGCUUUCAUUGGUCUCGAUGGGGUGGACGCGCUCUUGCAGCUGCUCAGUCAGUACCGCAAACGCGACCCCGAGAAGGACUCCGACGAGGAGGAGUAUGUUGAGAACCUCUUCGACUGCUUAAUCUGCCUGGUAGACGACAACUCGGGCAAAGAAAAGUUCUUAGAAGGCGAGGGCGUCGAGCUGGUUCAGAUCAUGCUGAAGGAAGGAAAGUUCAGCAAACAGCGUGCGUUACGAGUCCUGGACCAUGCCCUCGGCGGCCUCGGCGGUGCUCCCGCUUGCGAGCGAUUGGUUGAGGUAGCUGGAUUGAGGACGGUGUUCGGAUUGUUUAUGAAGAAGCAAGAAAACCAGACCAUUGAGCAUCUGCUGGGCAUCUUUGCCUCUCUCUUACGUCUACUGCCCGGCGGCUCUGCACCUCGUAUCCGUGCUCUUGCCAAGUUCAUGGAAAAGAACUACGAGAAGAUCGAGAAAUUGAUUAAAUUACGGCGUGACUACGCUUCCAGAGUGUCCCCCGUGGAAGAGGCCAUCGAGAAGGAACGCAAGACCUUCGAUGCAGUAGAGCAGGAGAUGAUGGCUGCCGAAUGGUUGUCGCGCCGCUUUGACGCAGGUCUUUUCUCAUUGCAGCUGAUCGAUGUCAUCUUGGCGUGGUUAGUGGCUGAGGAUGACGGUGCCAAGAAGAAGGUUGUGAGCCUUCUGGCGGACCGAGAUGAAGACCUGUCUUUGGUCCAAAAGACGCUGAAAGCAGAGCAAGUCGAGGGCCUCACGGACGAUGACCCAGGGCAGAAAGAUCGUAAGGAGAUGCUGGAGACCUUGCUACAGUUUGUGUAA
Molecule: messenger RNA, 1758 nt
Organism: Aspergillus campestris IBT 28561
Lineage: Eukaryota; Fungi; Ascomycota; Eurotiomycetes; Eurotiales; Aspergillaceae
Product: beta-catenin-like protein 1
Exons: 10
Coding region: 1-1758 (585 amino acids)
Cellular component (GO): spliceosomal complex
Source: RefSeq, a predicted model, not a curated record